AAAGUUAUGAUGAGAGUUAUGAUUAAUGGUUUGGUUCUUGAGAAUGGUGGUGUUGAGGAUUUGGAAGAAGAUUUUGUGUUGAAAGGAGUGACUCACGGUGCAGUUGAUUACCUCAUGAAACCGGUGCAGAAGAAGCAAAAGGAAGAGGAAGUAGAUGAGCAAGGGGAUAAUAAGGAGGACACUUCGAGUUUAAAGAAACCACGCGUGGUUUGGUCGGUUGAAUUGCAUCAGAGGUUUAUCGCUGCUGUGAAUCAGCUCGGCGUUGACAUAACUAAAUGUAACAGACCAGAGAUCGCAUUGUCUCUGCUUCGGAAGAACAAGAAACUGAUUUGGAUAAGAAAGCGAGAGGAAAUCAACAAAGAAGAGUACGCUGCUUUCUACAAGAAUUUGAGCAAUGACGUAGAGAAGCAUUUGGAUGUGAAGCAUUUCUCGGUUGAAGAACAGCUUGAGUUCAAAGCUAUCCUCUCUGUUCCCAAGAGAGCUCCUUUCGAUCUCUUCAACAAUGAGCUGAAGUCCGUUCUCUUCCUAGAGAAGCUGAAGAAAAGAGGCUACGAGGUACUUUACAUUGUGGAUGCGAUUGACGAAUACGUUGUUAGAAAAUUGAAAGAGCAUGAUGGUAAGAAACUUGUCUCUGUGACUAAAGAAGGACUGAAACUUGAAGAUGAGACUGAAGAAGAGAAAAAAAAGAGGGAAGAGAAGGAAGAAUCUUUCGAGAAUCUCUGCAAGACGAUUAAGGAAAUUCUUGGAGACAGAGUUGAGAAGGUUGUGGUCUUAGACAGGAUUGUGGACUCUCCUUGCUGUCUAGUAACUGGUGAAUGCGGAUGGACUGCGAACAUGGAGAGGAUAACGAAGACAGAGGCGUUGAGAGAUAGCAGCAUGAGUGGUUACAUGUCAAGCAAGAAAACAAUGGAGAUCAACCCCGACAAUGGUAUCAUGGAGGAGCUUAGGAAGAGAGCUGAAGCUGACAAGAAUGACAAGUCUGUUAAAGAUCUUGUCAUGUUGUUGUUCGUGACAGCUUUGUUGAUUUCUGGAUUCAGUCUUGAUGAACCAAACACGUUUGCUGCUAGGAUUCACACGAUAUUGAAGUUGGAUGUUAUCGGGAAGGGUCUUGUUGAGUUAAUGCUCAAGUACUUGUUCAUGCACGACGGAACUUGGAGAAGAUCCUAUGAAUUCGAUUUAGGAUGUGUGACUCUUUGUCUUUGAUAUCAAUGCCACCUUUUCUCUUGUCACCCAUAUGAUCAUCCUUUCUACGGUGUACACAUAAGAAAUUGGUUAAAACAUC
Molecule: messenger RNA, 1282 nt
Organism: Arabidopsis arenosa
Lineage: Eukaryota; Viridiplantae; Streptophyta; Magnoliopsida; Brassicales; Brassicaceae
Source: the annotation of a GenBank genome assembly